Aspergillus caelatus is the source of this 1393-nucleotide messenger RNA. RefSeq lists its product as uncharacterized. Bases 16 to 1263 code for a protein of 415 amino acids. Gene Ontology annotation, molecular function: transcription cis-regulatory region binding; DNA-binding transcription factor activity. Gene Ontology annotation, biological process: positive regulation of transcription by RNA polymerase II. NCBI's taxonomy places the organism in Eukaryota, Fungi, Ascomycota, Eurotiomycetes, Eurotiales, Aspergillaceae. Gene Ontology annotation, cellular component: nucleus. The transcript has 6 exons. The record is from RefSeq and is a predicted model, not a curated record.
CUCAAAUCAACGCUGAUGGCCCAACAACGCUUACCAAAGCCAAGACCUACACAAGAGAGUGUGGUGACAGUUCGGGGACAGGAUUUGCCUCAGUCCCUAUGGUCACAGAAAGACGUUCAGGAAGCAUGUUUGAUGCGCUAUUUCGUAGACGAACUUGCACAAUGGUUUGAUACAUGUGAUCCCUCCAAGCAAUUUGCCAAGGUAGUUCCUCAACGGGCAGCAAAUUGUCCUGCGCUCCUAUAUGCGAUCUUUUCCGCUUCCGCAAGACACCUCAGCCGAAGUCAGCAUACACGGACCAGUGAGGUAUUGUGCUUGGGGAAGAAGUUACCUUUUCUUGGGGAUGAUGCUGCGCUAGAAUACCAAAGCCUGUGUAUAUCACAUCUCAUGAGUUUGUCUGGGAAUCCUGCCGAAGUGGCAGAUGAGAAUCUGCUGGCGGCGGCGGUAAUUCUGCGCUUCUAUGAAGAGGUAGAUUCGCCCCUUGUAGGAGUUGACGAUGAAACUUACUUGCGAGGAGUGCAAGUAUUCCUGGACGCCCAGGGCGCAGCCGCAGUGAGAAACGGUGGCCUCCGACUGGCUGCAUUCUGGGUAGGCAUACGCCAGGAAUUUCACACUUCGUUCAUCAAACAGCGUAUCUUCCAAUUUGACCUCAGUUGCUGUGAUCACUCGACUUAUAGGUUACUCGACCAAGCAGAUGACCCUACGUGGGCCAAUCGAGUCAUUUUGCACUGUGCCCACACGCUGAUGUAUUGUUACGAUGAGAGGAGCCAUACAAUAAAAGAAUAUGAACAGCUCUGGGAUUAUAUUCAAGGGUGGAACCGAAUGGCACCACCGACAUUCAACCCGAUUUAUUUUCGACCGCCGGAUAGGUCGAAGGGCGAAGUGUUUCCAGAGCUAUGGUUCUUGGAUGAUUGCAUCGUAACUGCCAUUCAACACUGGCACCUUGCGAGGAUUCUACUUACUGCAUUCGAUCCCAGAGUCCCCCGUCUAGGACCUGGUAGGCGAGCAGCAGUCGGUCGAAGAGAGGCUGAAAUCAAAGAAAGCAUGUUUAUACUAUGUGGCAUUGCUCGGUCAAACAAGACAGCUCCUGCCCUUAUUACAGCAUGCAUGGGAGUUUCGAUGUGUGGAGAUCGAGUAACGGAUCGUUUGGAGCAAGAAGCACUACUCGGCAUCUUAACCAUAACCGAAGAGACCCAUGCAUUAUCAACUACCAAGGCACAGAUACAGCUUCGAGCGGCUUGGGGCUGGACUAAUUCCGACGGAUAAUUAGCAUAGCUUGGUGUAGAUAUAUAUAUAAGACGCCUACCCAGAUCAUCACGAGAGUACAGGUGUAUGGUAGACCAAAAGCCAUUGACAUUGUAGUUGAUAAUAUAGCAACGGAGGUGCUGGUACUAAG